Molecule: messenger RNA, 5397 nt
Organism: Trichoderma breve
Lineage: Eukaryota; Fungi; Ascomycota; Sordariomycetes; Hypocreales; Hypocreaceae
Product: rhoGEF domain-containing protein
Exons: 8
Coding region: 1-5397 (1798 amino acids)
Molecular function (GO): guanyl-nucleotide exchange factor activity
Source: RefSeq, a predicted model, not a curated record
AUGGACCCGGACCCGGACCUAGACUUGGACUUGGAUAGCGUGCUUGUCGCCCAUGAUGCUGAUGCUCAUCCGCCGGCUCGCCAUCUCCCCCAUCUUCUUGACCACUCGAGCUCCAACCCAGCUGCCUUUUACUCUAACCCUGCCAACGACAUCGUCCUGCCCGCCUCAACCACCAAUGCUCAGGUCCUCGCCCACCAUGCUGCUGCCACCUUAGAUCCUGACGACUUUUACAAGAGCUACCAGACAGCACCCGGCGAGCCGCAGCCUUUCCCAAUGGCCUCGCCAGUCCCGCCUCCCGACACCGAUGGGGCUGCUGCAAGACACCUGCAGCCGCCUGCAAAUCGCAGUGCUGGCCGUCAGGGUACCGGUACUGCCAUGCGCUCCGCCUCGAACCCCCUCGACCGCAAGUCAGCCGCGACGUCGAGAUCCCCUUCGGCCAGCGCCCCCAGCGUUAAGGAUCUGAAGAAGCGCUUCGACCAGACCGGCGGGCCAAACUCCAUCCCCAGACCUCCUCCGCGCCAGGUUGCUCCAGUCGCUCGGGUCAGGCAAGAUACUAUUACGAGUAAACCCAAACCGAAGCCGAAGCCCAGCUCGUCAGGCUCUUCAUCCACGCACGCAAAUACUCGUUCUGGCAUCCCCGCUUCGAACUCGUCCAAGCAGUCUUCGUCAUCGGGUUCGACCUCGGGUUCGACCUCGGGCUCGACCUCGACGUCAAGUCCCUCCCAACCGUCGCCGCCAUCUCCAAAGUCUAACCCUCAGUUUCCGGGCCUACUAUUCGGAGAAAUCCCCCCGGGCCAGCACGACGUCGUGGCCGCCGGCUUUGGCAUCGACAACCUUCGCCCUCGAAGAACGUCCGAAUCCAACGUGCACGGCCUCGUGGGUCGUCAACGCAGCUUCUCCGACCUCGAAGCCGAGCCUGCAUCCCCAUCUAGCUGCGAUCACUCGGCGUCGAAACAUCUCCUGCCCUUGAUCCAUAAAUCGCCUCCGCCCGCAGCCACAUCAACAGGAACAACAACAACAGCGGCACUUGCAGCGGCCACGGUAACGGCAACGGCUGUUGCAGCAGCAGAGGCCACUGCCCACUCCGCCACACACGCGUCAGCAGGUGCAAGCUCCAAACUACCUGUUUCCAUCAGCAGGAGACUAGCGAGCCCAACCAACUCCAACUCCAGUCCCGCUUCCUCGCGAUCGAAUUCACCAUCUACAUUUAGGAGACCACCGACAGGUCGAAAACAGCCUCCCUCGGGCCUGGUUACACCAAGUAAUAGCAACAACAGGCUUCAGGCGUACGUGUCCACCGCGCCGCCCAAGCUUUCACCGCCCUUGAGGAGCUCUCGUCCACGCCAGCCAGUCUCCGUAGCGACAACAGCAAGCUCCCGAAUGAAAGAGGCGGCCAAAACGAAGCCCCCUGCACGUCCAAAUGCGAGGGAUAACCCUUCUUCGUCAAAGACGUACGACCCAGCGAAGCGUAAGAUAAUAGCUGUUGGACCUAUAGACUUUGAACAGCGUCGAGAACACAUUCGACUGGCGUACACCAAGACCAUUCGAGAAAGCCAGGCCUACGAGGUGCGCCAAAGGGCGGUGGAGAGGAGGCGGAAGCAGAUGGAGGAGGCCAAGGCCAAAGCAGAAACCGCCACAACUGCAGCUGCCGCUCCAGAUACAGAUACAACUACGACUACAACUACGGCUUCACCUACCACGGUGACCGCCGGGGAGGAAGAGGCUUCAAGUAACGAGCCAGCAGAAGACCGCGUAAAUCCAGAGGUAGAGGCAGCGGAGACAGGGCCGGCUGAAAGCUUCUCGGCGAGGGAGCCGGCCGUGGAGCUCCCAGCUGAUCAUGACCCUCGUGCUGUUGUGGGGAACAACCGCGCAAGCCUUCUAGAAAUCCCGACAGAUGCAGCCUCGCACCCAGCUCCUGGCAAGGAUGAUGAUUCGCCGACGCUGGGUAUCCCCGGGAGCUUCCCUGAACCUUCACCGUCCGCUAACGUAGCAAGAAAGCAACGGCCUCUGUCAACCAUUUCAGCAACCUCUGCUGUUACCGAGUUUGAUAUUGAGCCCCAGGCAGAGCUUUCCGAACUGACUAUGUCCGAUCGGCCGCUCAGCCCCCAAAUCAUAGUGCCGAAACGAGAACGCUCUCAGUACCGAAGCCCCUUUGAGGACGACGACUUUCCAUCAUCGCCGCCGCGGCCGCGCCCUGCGACUCAUCACAUUAGCCAAGAUAGCCAUACCGACCAGCAGUUUAUCCCUGACGCUUAUUACGACAAUGAGCAUCAGGAGAACUCCUUUGAGACCCAUGUGCACCAAGAUUACCAAACCAUUGUGACGAUACUGCCGCAGCCUUCGCACGAGCCCCCUGCUGCCGAGGAGACUGCGCGGGCGGCGUCUUUUCCCCGACUGGAUAUUCAAGAUGAAUCAGACUGCCACUCAGACUUAGAAAGCGUUCCGGCAAUGGCUCGCCGCAUGCGCGCUGAUAUCGAUGAUGCCGCCACAGAUGCCUGUACCGAAGAGACGGACGACCGAGAUGGGAUGGAGGAUGAGCGGUCCCCAUACCGCUUCGGCGCCGCCCAUUCGCCGAACAGGGCUUCUACAUGUGCAUCAUCGGACAUAGAAACCUUUGAUGACCUUCUCUAUCCUUCGCAUGACGAGCAGGUCGAUGCGGGUCCACCAAACAAACUUUUGGCGCCGCCCUCGAUAUCCCGGGCCGACAGAUCAAGCCAUCAAACCGCAUGGACUAACGUCUCUGUGGAGAGUAUGGGACACUCAGAGGCCUCAGAGUCGCCUGUUAUCGCCGGUGUUCGCCCUUCUGUUGACUCGACACGGUCGUCGAUCCAACUCGGCCAACAGCUCCCGGAACUAGACACGGGCGAAGGCUUCUCGAUCCCUUACUUAUCUGCAGAGGCGGCUUCUGACUUUUCGUAUCUAUCGUCGCCGAAACACGAACCGCCAGCCCUUCCCCGCUCUGGACGGAACUCAGCCAUCGAAUCGCAAACGUCCAGUGUAUUUUAUGAACAGUCCCAGUAUGGUAGCACCUUGGUCAACUCUGAACGGGGGAGUGGGGAGUACAUCUCUCAUCAUUCGGAAACUCCUCUGUCGAUGAUGGACAUGACCUCGAUGGAGACUAUGGACCAGUACUUUGAGGGCCAGGCCCCCCAAGACAGCGAUGCCAAAUCAUUCAUUCAAGAAACUGAGGACCUAAGCAGCGAAGAGCGGCAUCGCCUGAUUCAAAGACGAAACGUCAUCAAGGAGCUUGUCGACACCGAGGCCAUCUUCGUAAGAGACAUGAACAUUGUAGAAGAGAUUUAUAAAGGCACCGCGGAGGCUUGCCCCAAGCUGGAUGCGAAGAUAAGCAAGCUCAUUUUCCGGAACAGCGACGAGAUUGUCGAAUUCCACACCUCAUUCCUUGUCCUCCUCAAGGAGGCGGUGGCCAGCAUAUAUGUGCCGAAAAGUGGCCGUUCCCUUGUCGCUAGAGAGGACUCACUUUACUCGGAACAAAGCCAGACCUCCAUUGUUGACCUUAGUGACGCCAAGGACCGCGAGACGUCACUUGGUCCGGCGUUCCAAGCCAGCAUGGAGAAGAUGAAACUUGCUCACGAGGGGUUCCUGAGAAACAGCGACCAGGCGGCCAAAAAGCUCAUCCAGAUCCAACAGGACCCGACGGUUCAAAUCUGGCUGAACGAAUGCAAUGAGGUGGCCAAGGACCUGACCGCUGCCUGGGACUUGGAUUCUCUGCUCAUUAAACCGAUGCAGCGAAUUACAAAGUACCCGAAUCUGAUCAUGACGCUCCUGCAACACACUCCCCAGGAUCAUCCCGAUCGAGAGCCGCUUGUGGUGGCCAAAGAGGCGCUUGAAGAGGCCAUUAUCGAGAUCAACAAGACGAAGAAGAACUUUGAGCUAGUCGGACAAAUCGUCGGUAGAAAACGUAAGGAGUCCGACGUGAAGGCGGGACUUGCUCGAGCCUUUGGCAAGAAGGUGGACAAGCUGCAAGGCGGUGCUCGACCGCCCGAGGAUCCUGAGUAUGUCAAGCUGGAGGAAAGGUUCAGUGAUGAUUAUCUGCGGUUACAAGUCGUUUUGCGCGAUGUCGAGUUCUACACUAGGCAAGUGUCAUCGUACGUGCACGAGUUUCUGCAAUACUUGUCGGCGAUUGAGUUGGUCAUGCGACUCCAGCCAGGCAGCUUCCCUGAGCUGGAGAGCAAGUGGGUGCAGUUUAACAUUUCGAUCCGCGACAUUGAGAAAGUAGCGCUGGAGCAGCACUUGGCACAAAUACGAAAGCAUGUCAUCGAGCCAUUUGAACAUGUCAUCAAGUCUUACGGGAACCCCUCGUUGGCUAUGAAGAAGAGGCAAAAGCGCCGAGUUGUAUGGGAACGUGCAGAGCAGCUAAAGAAGGCAGGCAAAAGCGUGGAACCCAAACUCAAGGAGCUGGUUGAGCAAUAUGAGGCUCUCAACGACACGCUGAUCAAGGAGCUUCCGAAGCUGUCGGCGUUGACGGAAAAGGUGGGGAACAUUUGCUUGGGCAAUCUCAUCAACAUCCAGGCCAAUUGGUACCUGAUAUGGAGGGAGAAGAUGAGGGCUGUCCUGGCGGACGCGCCUGAGAUGCCAGAAAUAGAGGAAAUUGUGGCAACUUUCGAGCGAGAGUUUCCCUACGCAAACGAGAUGAUGGCCAACAUCGGCAUUAUCAACCCGGCCUACCAUGGACGAACGUCCAUCUCGACGACGAAUGGAGACGACAACCUCCCCAGAACUAGGGGGCGAACUUCGGAAGCAGAGAACAGAGCAUGGGGCCAGCCUGUGAAUGGCGAACCAGUGCCUUCCCUGCCUGCGCCUGAUUUUGGCAAACGACAUAGCGGCUCGUUUACUCUAUCUCCAAUUGCUGCCGGGCCUUCCAGCGGCUUCGGGGCGACGGCGCCCAGUCCUCACCAGUACUAUUAUAGAGACUUUUAUGCCGGCCUGUCAAGCAGUCAGGGAGGAAUGGCAUCACCGAGAUCGGCCGAAGUGCCAGCAACCUCUCGAUCACUUGGCGGUACGAGACCGAGUACGGGCAAGAGCUUCGAUUCGUCGGCGAUGGCAAUGCCGCGACAGAGCACAGAGUCGGCACCUCACACCCGACGAGAUUCGGACGGCCCCGAAGAAAGCCAGCGGUCGUCUAGGGCGUCAUCACGAGAGCGAGCGCAUGCUUCUGACGGAUACAAUAUCCUGUGGUUGGCAGCAUCGCUCUUUGAGUUUAACAUUUCCACAACAAAACACGAGGCCGGGUAUCCUUACCUGACAUAUCAGGCUGGCGAGAUUUUUGACGUGAUUGCCGAAAAGGGCGAGCUCUGGCUUGCAAAGAACCAAGACGACCCGACGGACCAGGUGGGCUGGAUUUGGUCCAAGCAUUUUGCCAAGCUGGCCGACUCAUAG